CCGUACCCCCGAAUCUUAGAAUUUACAUUUCGAAGUAUCCGACCUCUAGAUCCGCACCCAUGUCGGAUACCCACACCCCUGUCCGAGCAACUUAGAUUUGUUCUACUCUGGUGGUGGACUGAAAGACUCAACUUGUGUUUGGAGUUCUAAAAAGCCUUUAUCAAAACUGAACCUGUCAAUUCUCUGCUUGUUCCACUAAUAUAUCGAGUUCACGAACUGAACUUAGUGAAUAAAUCUCUCUUUCUUUUACUCGUACCAAUUUUGGACUGAUGAAAUUGGUCAAUAAUAGGUGCCCUAUCAGCUAAGAGAUUUUUUUAAAGAAGGAUUAACAGCAACAACAAUUACAACUCAUUCCCAAGCAAGUCUGGGGUCGGCCAUGACAAUAAAAUGUAACAGAGACUGUUGAAAUGUGCAUAGAUAACAAGAUUUAUGAAUCAGUACAGAGAUAAAAAGAGAUGGUUUCGUUUCAUCCCAUCAAUUCUUAUAUUACAUGAACUGAAACACACAAGUAAUUCUGAAGUAUACUAAAAAUUAAUGUUUGCUUUAUCAGUUAGGACAUUAUGCAUGUUAGGAGAUCCCAAAAAGAUUGCACAGAUUACCCUUCUCCUGCUUUAAUUUAUUUAAGGAAUCAAAGCUAUUUUACUAAGGUCAUUGGCUAUCAGUCUUCUAUGUUACCAAGUUAUAUAUAUAUGCAGUCUGUUAGAACUAUGAAGCCCGUAUGCUGAACUUCAUCUCUUUCCAUUUCAUGAACAGGAUCAUAUGUAGUGUCCUCAAAUUCAAAUAAGAUAUGGUUCUUAAUUACCUUAGUUUCUCCAAGAUAUUGUCAGAAGCCGAAGACAAUAUGUCCCCCCACCAUACAGAUUUCCAGAAAUUAUAAAGGGAGAAAGAAUCUGAUUUGGAUAAUUUUUUCCCUAUAAAUGACAUACCAAGAUCAAGAAAAAGCCAAACUAGUGUAACAGUUCCGACCUAUCCCCAAACAACAUUCUGUUUACUUGUUUGUUUGCACUCAUUAGGAGAGUCCUAUAUAUACCUACCACAGCCUGCUUCAAACAUCAUAGCAAUUCAGAGAGUUUAGGAAAACAUACAACUUGAAUUUAUAACCCUAUAUAUCUUCCACUAACAAGAAAGAUGAAGGGAAUCAUUAUUUCAGCAAUUGCAGUGUUGGCCAUGAUUCAGUUCAUGGUUGAGCCAGGACAGGCUCUUACUUGUGGUCAAGUAGAUGCUUCUUUAGCACCAUGUAUCCCUUACCUUACUCAGGGCGGCAAUCCAGGAGCAGCUUGCUGUAAUGGCGUGAAUGCAUUGAAAGGUAUGGCUCAAAACACCGCUGACAAGAGGGCGGCAUGUAAUUGUGUCAAGGCUGCUGCCAACAAAUAUGCAAACUUGAAGGAAGACGCUGCCCAGGCUCUCCCUAGCAAGUGUGGUGUAACAUUGGACAUUACUGUUUCUAAAAGCGUCAACUGUGACAUGAUCAACUGAGAUUGAGGUUAUUGAUGAUGACAGUGUGGAAGAAAUAAAGAGAGGAAGACUCACCAAAUUCAUAUUUUGUUCUAUCUUUUUUUUUUCAAAUAGUAGUCCAAAUGAUGAGAGAACUACUGCUUGUAAUGAUCAAAUUAAAGCCUUACUAAGCUUGUAGCAUUUCACUUCUAUUUCAGCAGUUCCAAAUUUAAUGAACCGCGAUAUAGACAUUUUGAUAUGUUUGCUUUUGCUUCAUAUUCUUUCCUAAGAUUCAUUAUUUACUCUA
Nicotiana tabacum (common tobacco) is the source of this 1741-nucleotide messenger RNA. RefSeq names its product non-specific lipid-transfer protein 1-like. Gene Ontology annotation, molecular function: lipid binding. The record is from RefSeq and is a predicted model, not a curated record. Gene Ontology annotation, biological process: lipid transport. Lineage: Eukaryota; Viridiplantae; Streptophyta; Magnoliopsida; Solanales; Solanaceae.